Molecule: messenger RNA, 3240 nt
Organism: Chara braunii
Lineage: Eukaryota; Viridiplantae; Streptophyta; Charophyceae; Charales; Characeae
Source: the annotation of a GenBank genome assembly
UGGGUCAAUCUGGGACCUGGGACUAUGUUGGGUCAAUCUGGGACCUGGGACUAUGUUGGUACAAUAGACCAAACAGGGAUGGAAAAUAUGUGUUGGGAAAUGGGGACUGGGAUUCCUCAACAGCAUGACCUGAUAGAGACACAAACUAUGAGGAAGACUUCAAAAAGCAUCAGGGCUGGAGUCUGCGAGAGGCGAACGCGGCGGAUGGUUGUUCUGUGAGCUGGUAGAAGGCAAGAUUCAGGAAACGAGAACAGAAGUUGUUACAAAUGACCGAAGACGGUCCUUUGGGACAUCCGUUAAAAUUGGAACGAUACGGACACUAAAGAUUAUUAGCAUGGCCCCUGCGCAAGGAUGACACGCAUAAAUGGAGAAAAAAAUAAUCGUACAAAUGACCGAAGACAGACAUCAUAAAACCACAAGUACAUGGCCCCAGCCUUGCAGUGCGGAAACUUGUCCCCACAAGACAAACGAGGCCGAAAGGUCUUAUGCUGGGCCCACCGUCGAUAAAUUUGAUCGGCGGUCGCGUUUUCGUUUCGCGCCUCCAGAGUUUGAGGUGUCAGGCCCGCGGCGGAGGCGCCCAUGUACUGGUGCUUUAAGUGACCGCCGACCAGUACUGGAGUUGAGCCAGACGCUAAGAGGGGUACUGAAUUAUCGCUGGUGGCCUGCUGCCGAAAAAAACUCAACUAUGGUUACCGAACCCAGUGUUGGUUAGUGCAUGGUGUUUGGAGAAAGAACCCAGAAAUUUGUGCGCGAUGGGCCCAACAGGAACCUUGUGCGACGGGCCCAAUGGAACCUUGUGCGAUGGGCCCAACUGGAGGACAGCACGAUCCGCAAAACCGCCAUUACAAUGUGCAGCAACUGUUCUUUGUUUCCGGAGCCUUACCGCAGGGCAAAAUAAUGUCGAUGUUUGCGCUCACAAGAGUUAAGUUUUCACUCAAGUUGGAAAGUUUUUUCCUCGAGAAGAAGAGGUUGUGGUCAGAUCUGCACCGAUCGAUCAAGGCUGUGCACAACUGGAUUUCUGGAAGUGGAUGAAGAUGAUGGUAGCUAGCUUUGUGUGGCACAUGUGUUUUGCAUGGGCCCAUGAAGUGAAUGCUUUGCGCUAAGGAUGGAGCGCUAAGGAUGGAAGGAACAUAGACUUCAGUGUACAGUAUUGUUCCACCGGGAGAGUUUGGUAUAGCUUGCCCUGUGGAAAUGGCUGUGUAUAUCUAUAGAAUAUACUCAAUUAGAAUGGCUCAGUCACAGGCUGCAGGAGCAGGUUGGAACGUAUGUUGCAUGUUUGAGGGCACAGAGAGAGAGAGAGAGAGAGAGAGAGAGAGAGAGAGAGAGAGAGAGAGAGAGAGAGAGAGAGAGAGAGAGAGAGAGAGAGAGAGAGAGANUGGUUAAAGGACCACAGAAAAAAAGGCUCUAGGGGGGUUGAUUUAAACCCCUCUAAACCCCCUUUUGGAAACCAUAAUGUGGCUAACUGUGGGUUAACUUUGGGAACUCUGGUUAAAGGACCACAGAAAAAAGGCUCUAGGGGGGUUGAUUUAAACCCCUCUUAACCCCCUUUUGGAAACCAUAAUGUAGCUUAGGGUGGGUUUGAGAAAAGAUAGCGCAUGUAAAUGUGAACUUCCUUCUCUACAGUAACUCUGGUUAAAGGACCACAGAACAAAGCUCUUAAGGUGGUUGAUUUAACACCCUGUAAACCCCUUUUGGAAACCGUAAUGUAGCUAACUGCGGGUUUGGGAAUGGGUAGCACAUGUACUAAAUGUAUGGUUAGGCUCAGUGGAUACGAAGAGUGCUUGUACUUGGUCUGCCAGCCUCGCUUGAUGUGCAUGCAUGUACUUGUCCAGAGAAUCGGUCAGAUUCAGCACCCACUAUGCGAUCUUCCCUCCAUCUUGGGACUACCAAAAGGAUUAGGGUUUCUGUCUGCUGCUGGAAGUUCGACCUGACCUGGGUGGCUGAUCCCAGGGACAUAUGCGCAACACUGACAUGUUUCAGGGGCAACGGCGUAAAACUUUGUGACUCUUUUGAGGGACACUCCAGUAAAGUUCUCACCUGCUUGACAUGGUCCAGGGGUAAUGUGGUUCAAAGGAGAACCUGCUUUUUUUUGCUUGCCCCGAGGGGCAAGUACGUAAAGCUGGCUCAACCAGAUUGCGUGCUCCAGGUGCAAACAGUUCAUAGCCACGCCCACUUCAUAUGUGCUGGGCUGGGGGCGAGGAGGUGGAGCCCCACCUGUUUCAGUCGUCAUCCCCUGGGGGCAAAGAGUUGUGGCCUCAAAGCACAUACCGACGUGAUAGUACUACACCACGUUCUCCAUGCGCUCUUCGAACGCGCAGCUUCUUCUCUGUCUGACCCGUUGUUCAUCAGGACCUAACGUUCUCCUCUCCUGAAGGGUCUUGAGAGCCCCCCCCCUUUCUCUUCGGCACCCUAUCUUCUCUCCACGAGCUGUCAUAAGUAGAGGAGGGAAGUCAGACGCAAAGCAUCUGGACUCGAUAAGUGCAGUUCGUCAGCAUCGGCAUACUUCUAGCACGUCCCUCAUGUCAACAGCAUGCAGUAGCUCAACAGCAUGCAGUAGCUGGCGUAGAUGGAGUCGGUGAGUUCUGGUUAAGGGAAGCCAGUGCUUGACCUGCCGACCCCUCCCUGCUGCUCCCCCCCUUUCCCCUUCUUAGGGUCCACCACUGAUUUGCGACUAUGGUUUACGAAAGUCUGUAGUUCUCAGCCAUAGGCUACAUAGCCGCAAGCUAGCUGCGCUGAAGAGAAACGUAGGAAACGUAGACACAGGACGAACAUGGGGUUUGCAGAGCUGCAAUGUGACGAGACAGCGGGUCACGCAGAGCUGCAAUGUGAUAGAGCCCAAAUGAUGGAGAUAGAGCUCUCCUGUAGGUGCUGUGGGUUGCAGAGCUGCAAUGUGACGAGGAGGCGGGUCACGCAGUUGCUGCUCACAGAGGACGCUCUGGCUCCAUCAACGUCGAAGGCAAACAUGUCGGGUGAUGAUCGUCCUUUUGAAUUCAAUUGCCAGCAUCCAUAAUGUCAGAGUUGAUUGCGUCAGUUCUUGGCGGCCAGAGGAGCGUUGUGCCUCGGGCAACGUUUGCAGCAUGUGCAUCGAUCAUCCACUUGAUCAGCAACCAGAUCAGCAACCAGAUCAGCAACUCAGCUCCAGAGGGCAUUGGACGAUGUAAUCUGGGACCUGGGACUAUGUUGGGUCAAUCUGGGACCUGGGACUAUGUUGGGUCAAUCUGGGACCUGGGACUAUGUUGG